AUGGUGGCAGAAGUCAGUAUGCGCCACUUUCCCGACUUCUCUGAUGCCUCUCUCGACCAAGACUUCUCCGAAUCCUCGUUCCAAAUCCCGACAGCUGGAGGCUCAAACGAUCUCCUGAUGGACGAGGACAGCAUCACCUUCCUGCCUAACGCAGACAACACUCUCAGCACACCCAUGGGGACUGAUUACCUCUUGGACACACAAAACAACAUCAAUCUUUCCGACUGCGCAGACAUCACCCUGAGCGCCGGCCAGCAACUGUGUCCCACUUCAUCGGAUCCACUGACGCUCUGUCAACUCAGUCCACAGUUCAAUGAAUCCUUAUCCGAACAUUCAACAUCUUCGACUUCUCGGCUCACGCCAGAACCUGUUCCAGAUGAACCCCUUCAGGCUCGUGCUGAGAACGCUUCCGGAUCCAUCGAUAGGAGUCAGGGAAUAGAACCACUUGCCAUUCAAGACGGUACUACACGGCGGAAUCACGAAGGCAAAAGCGAAGGUGUCGAAGCCCGCGACCAGCGUAUCCCGAUCGCUCAGUGGGAGAACUGUAUCAGCAACGACGACUGCGAAGCCACCGCUGAUCACACCAAGCAGCGUGCUGCAGCGAGCUCCAUGAAGACAGGCGAUGCCCAGAAGAGUAAAGUGCUGAGUAAUGAUGGUGGCAAAGGCACGGUAGGGGGUUUGGCUAGCACCCUGAUGUCAUACGGCCUCCGACUCACUGAUAAUCUCGCGAGCUCGAAUUCUCAACAAGCUACCGAACCCGUACUGAAGACGAAUUUGGCCGUCGCCCCCGUCGUCACUGCACCGAUGUCAAAAUGCACCAGUCCUGACAUGAUCAACGCGGAUACCGCGGGUGCGGCAGGCGAUGGAAGCAAAUCAGAGGGACAGGGGCAGUUCGAGCGGCUGCUUUCCGAACCCCGAUCCGCGUCCCCGGAGGCAUAUCGCGAUACCGAUCGACGCACUGAUUUGCCGCUCACGCUCUCCCAGCUUUCUCCAACGAAGGCCAAACCGUCAGAGCCUUCGGCGCCUGCAUGUCUCCACCAGGCUCCUGGCGGUCGGGCCCCCGCGCGUCCGCCCUCGCCUACUCGUCCGCCGACGAAGCGCCUGCAGUCAGCUGCUGCCUCGUCCUCUUCUGCGGUAGCUACGUCCUCGCAAAAUAAGCGCAGCAAGACUGCGCACGCUCCGAAGCCAGAGACACACUCAAGGACGACAAGCUCGUCUUCGCAGACUUCGUAUGACGGACGGGGUCGAGCCCCAGGCGCGCAGGGUACCAGUCAAAAUUUAACUUCGCAGCCCUCGAACGUACACGUACGGCACCCGUCUGCAGAUCAAGCUGCGAAGACGAAGACCAAGGCCGGCGCGAGUCUAAACGCGAGGGAGAGGGCAGCGUCCGGAUCUUCGACUUCUCGAUCGUCAGCCAACGCCGACGAGGACGGGAAGCGCGCCGCACGCGGGCAGCUGACGGACACACGCGCUGGGGCGGGGGCGACCGCAGGCAGCAGCAGAUCAGGGGACUCGGCCACCCUGUGCGACUCGCACAAGGAGAACCAGACAGCGGAUGGGAACGCGCGGAGGCCAGCAUCCGCGGAGGGGGACCACGCGCACGGGCCUAAGCCGACCAUGGAGAGAUCGGCAUCGACGCUUCCUCCCGCGAAACCGACGAAGCCGAUCGAGUUCCACUUCCGCUCUGACGCGCGGAUAGAAGCGCGAAAGGCCGAGCCCGAGAAGUCGUCGGCAGGCGGUGGCAGCAUGGGCAUGAGCAAGUCGCGGUCACAUGCACCGCUGCUCAUCCCCGACUUUAAGGCCAUGCACGCCGCGCAGGAGGCCGCGCACGCCGCGCGGCGCGAGCACAUCGUGCCCGUGAAGCCGCAGGAGAUCGAGUUCUCGACGGAGGCGCGCUCGAAAGGGCGCGAGAAGUUCGAGGAGGCGCGGCGUGCGCGCGAGCGGGAGAUCGAGUUGCAGAUGGAGGAGCGCCGGCGGCUGAGGGAGAUCGAGGAGGAGAAGGAGAUCAGAGAGCUGAGGAAGCGCGCGGUGCCAAAAGCGCAUGAGGUCCCGGAAUGGUAUGCAGACGCUCCGAAACGGCCGGGCAAGGCGAAGUCAUAA
Molecule: messenger RNA, 2100 nt
Organism: Rhodofomes roseus
Lineage: Eukaryota; Fungi; Basidiomycota; Agaricomycetes; Polyporales; Fomitopsidaceae
Exons: 6
Coding region: 1-2100 (699 amino acids)
Source: RefSeq, a predicted model, not a curated record